AUGCUCGACCAUAGAUCAUCAUCCGACGUGAAGUGCUCAGUCCUCCCACGUCACUUUCCGCACGUCAACCCGCUCCCCACCUUCGUCCGCAAUCACUUCGGUAUCGAGCUAUCCGCAUCGAGCUCAGGACAGCCGAGCGCUUUGUCCGAUGAGCAAUGGCGUCGUCUCAUCAGCACAUUGGUUUGCACAGAUGCGCCCACACAAAUGCCUACCCCAGGCGGUAUCCGCAGUCAAACCAGCUCGCACACUCCGAUCCAUGAAGCAGUGCAAGAAGCGCAGUUGCAGAUCCUCGCUAAUGCUUCCGCACGGCGCGAUGUCUCUGUGAGAGGCAAGCAGGAUCCGUCAUGUAAUGUGCUAUUGAAGGGCUACCGGAGGCCAAAUGACCGGCUAGAGUCGUUUCGAGUCACGUCGACGGGAAGACCAGGGCUGAUCAACCUGUACCCGAACUCGAUGGUGACGUCUCUUGUGCUCGGCAAAGAGUGGCACUAUCUGUUUGAGAAGGUUGAAGCGGAGAGGUUUGUAUGGCUAUUGGUGCAUACGAGUAUCUUUGUUCCGCUCGUGAAGGAUGGAUCCGAUGGGAGCUGCUUUGUUCAGCUUACUGGCCAGGCGCUCUCUGAACGACCGUGGGGAAGGAGUCUAGUAACAGGAACUGCAAGUGCUUCGGACACCGGUGCUGCCGUCGCCAAGGACAGUGAUGCUGCUGCUGUGUCUUUCAACGGUCCCAAACGUAAGCACAAUGGAGAAUCACUCGAAGUUCAGCCCAACACACAUCAAGGCGCUCCCCAGCCGACUAAGCUAGGCAAACGAACGCGAACGUUCGAAAGAGUCGAUUCCCGCAUUACCACACGCUCAGCUCUUUCAGCACCUGAUCUCAAUACACUCCGCCCACUCAGUAGAACAGCUUCAGCAAGCUCAGGCGCAACGGCGGAAAGAAAACCAUCAGAGAUAGUCAUCGUCCGCAGCCGGAUGUUCUACGCCCGCUGUUCACGAAACAAAGCCGGACGUGUGGAAGUUGGGUUGCCCAGCGUCCACGUUCUUCCUCGCUCCGCCUGCCCAAAGGAGCUUGACAAAGUGCUGCCUAGCUCCACGGCUUCCUCCAAUACCACUUACCGAACUCGCCCGCCAGCACGGACGCCUUCUCUCGACAGCAAGCCCAGCAGACCUCACGAAUCCAUCUUUCGCGAAAGAAGGACCAGACAUUUAGCGAAGUACGUUUUCCCACGUCAAUUUGGCCUGCAUAAUGUCUUCACUGGUGCAAGAGACUUUGAUACAACCACCCAGCCGUUCAGAGACUACACUGUACGAGAGGUCGAAAUCAAGGCUUUGGGUGCGAAGCGUACACCGAAAGUGCUAAAGAAUGUGUUGCCGGUGCUGGGGAAGAUCUUGGCACGACAUGACAAGUUGAACUACAGGGCGUUGCUGGAUAGGUGCUGCCCGUCGAGGGUGCCUAAGGGAAGACUGACUGCGGAGGAGCGGCAGCAGAUUGUGAAGGACUUGGCUGAGGUGGAGGUUCUUGAUCCUCUUCCUCAGCACGAUGUUCCCUUUAGAACAGUGCAAAGGAUCGAUAGCCAAGCAAACCAGUCGAAAUCUCAGCAGACCACAGCAACAGCACACGUUAAGGUCACCUUUGAACUAGCGCCCCCGAUUCCCCGCAAACCGCGAUACACGAACUACGCAAUCCCCACCACAGGUCAAGUCGUCCACUUCAUCACACUCGUCACCAAAUCUCUUCUACCACGAGACCUCUUCGGCUCUUUGCACAACCAGAAGCUAGUGCUGAACACCAUCGGCGAAUUUGUGCGUCUCCGACGCUACGAAUCUUUCAACCUGCAUCAGAUCGCCCAAUCAUUCCGCUUUACUGAUCUAGACUGGACUUUGCCCGAGAGCGCCGUGAAGCGCAACCGCCGUUUGACAAGGCAAGAAGCGGAACAGAGCAAGGAGCUUGGUUUUGAACUGCUAUACUGGCUGUUCGAUGGCUUGGUCAUUCCCCUACUGCGAACGACAUUCUACGUGACCGAGACAGCAGCGUAUCGAAACAAAGUGCUGUACUUUCGACAGGAUGACUGGCACGUACUGUCAAAGCCGGUGAUGGGCCAGCUGAAGGAGUCGAUCUUUGAACCGUUGACCAGGGCGGAGGCUUUAUCUAUGAUGUCGUCCCGCAAGCUAGGUUACUCGCACGUGCGAUUGCUGCCUAAGGAAACGGGUGUGAGACCCAUCGUCAAUUUACGGAGGAGAAGUACGAAACAGGUUCACAUGGAACAGCAGGCUUCGCAAGGUGAAGCGGGAAAGCAGAGAGGAAAAUCGAAACCGACUGCAACCAGGUCACUUGCUAAGCAACGGAGAGAGUCCAUGAUACUGGGUCAGUCGAUCAACUACAUUUUACAGUCGGUUUUUCACAUCUUGACUUACGAGAAGAGUCAGAUGCUCACGGGUCUCGAUCAUAACGACAAUGCGGGAGGCGGCGAUGAUAGGGGAGGAAUGCUAUCGAGCUCAGUCUUUGGUCCGAACGAAAUUUAUACCCAGCUAAAGAACUUUAAGCAGCGUCUAGGGCAAAAUUCAGCAGGAAGCAAGAACAGGAAGUUGUACUUCAUCAAAGUGGACAUUCGGUGUGCAUUCGACUCGAUCGACCAAGCGAAGCUGCUCGAGAUCAUCGAACGGAUCCUCAGCAAGAGUGGCGAGCAAAGCGAUGCUGAAGGAUACCGCAUUCAUCGGUUCGCCAAAGUGAUGCCUGCUUUCGCUGGUAAGAACGCUGCUCCGACCGAUGCAGGCACCAAGAGGGAAUUCGUUCGACUAGCACGCCCUGAUUGCGACCACAUCGACUUCUUUGAUCUCGCUUCGCACCUAGCUGUUGCCUUACACGAUGUCGUGUUUGUCGAUAGUGUCUCGUAUCGCUACGAGUCGACCUCGCUCAUCCUCAAGCUCUUGCGUCAGCAUAUCACGGAAAACCUGAUCAAGAUUGGGAAAGAGUUUUAUCGGCAGCGAGUGGGGAUACCGCAAGGAUCGAGUCUGUCGACGUUGCUAUGCAGCUUUUUCUAUGCUGAUUUGGAGGCGCAGGAUCCGUUCUUGCGCAGCCUACGCGAUGGAGGAGGAGGUAGAGGGAGGAAGAGCUUGUUGAUGCGAUACACGGAUGACUUCUUGCUCAUCACUACAAGCAGGAGGCAAGCGAAACAGUUCUACGCGGUGAUGAGAAAAGGUCAUCCUGAUUACGGAUGUUUCAUCAGCCCAGAAAAGACGUUGGCAAACUUCGAUCUGCUCGACACCACCUCCAAAACCAACACCUCCACCGCAGAUCCGCUGAUCCCUCGAAUCUACGGAAACGAGUUCCCGUGGUGCGGCCUUACCAUCAAUACGAAAUUCCUAGGCGUAUCAACAGAUCUUGCCCGCUAUAAAGGCAUCGACCUACGCGACACUCUUACAGUAGAAUACUGCCGCAAACCAGGCGCAGCAUUGAUCGAGAAGAUGAUCCAGUCGGUCAAACCUCGCUGCCACAUCUUGUUCACCGAUACUGCGCUCAACAGUGAUAGAAGAGCGUAUGCGAACAUGUACUCGAGCUUCUUAGUAGCUGCGUUGAAGUUCACAGCUUAUCUGGGGGAGUUGCGGCGGUUCAAGAUGACCUUUGAGGCGGGGUAUCUUUUUGAGGCGGUUCAGAGAUUGGUUAAGUUUACGAGUCGGUAUAUUGGGUCGAGGGCCAGUAGCGCAAAAGCAAAGCUGCAGGUGCUGAGCUCAGAGAUGAAGGCCGGUAAGAGAAAGAGAGCUGAUGGGAGAAGGUGGGGAAAGAGAAAGAGAGCGGCCGCUUGGAAGGUGAGCUGCACAGUUCAGCCGCACUAUGUUCACUGGUUGGGGUACUCGGCUUUCUUGACUGUUCUGUCCAGGCAAGCGUCUAAGAAGAUCCGGGACGGCAGCGUGAAGGUCUUGUGCAGUCCUUAUGCUCGCUCUCUGGAUCCAGAGACGAGACAAGCAUUGAUGCGACUGCUAGAAUCACUCCUCCAUCGCACCUCACAAACGACUGCUAGACGGCGGAUGGCCGGGAUCGCAGCUAAGGCCCUAGUUGAGGCGCAGAAGUCUUUACAGAUCUGA
Molecule: messenger RNA, 4077 nt
Organism: Ustilago hordei
Lineage: Eukaryota; Fungi; Basidiomycota; Ustilaginomycetes; Ustilaginales; Ustilaginaceae
Exons: 1
Coding region: 1-4077 (1358 amino acids)
Biological process (GO): telomere maintenance via telomerase
Cellular component (GO): telomerase catalytic core complex
Molecular function (GO): telomeric repeat DNA binding; telomerase RNA binding
Source: RefSeq, a predicted model, not a curated record